AUGGAGCCGUGGCACAUCCUGUGGGUGGUCCUAGUACUGCUGACGGCUGGGCAGGGCCAGACCACGCAGGGGCCGACCACAGGCUCCCUGGUGAAUGCCCCAGGCACGCGCAAGCCCCUGGAUUUCCAGGUAGACCAGCUGGCUGUCUCCCGUCUGGCCAACUUCUCAGGCUGCCUCAGCCCUGCCCUGACACCUGCCCUGACACCUGCAAGAGGGGCUCUGGGCUGCCAGCAGCCCCUGCAGUUCCAGGGGGAGUGGUACGUGGUUGGCCUGGCAGGGAACGUCUUCAGGAAGGAGGACAGGGCGCUGCUGAGCCCUUACACGGCAACUUUCGAACUGAAGGUGAACAACUGUAUUCAGGCUUCAUAUGCCAUGACCCGGGGACAGCGCUGCAUCACCUGGGCUUACACUCUGAAUCCGGUCGGCAAGCCUGGGCACUUCGAGGUGGACAAGAACGGAGACCUGCAGGCAGACCCUGAGGAGGUCCAGGUGACCGACACUGACUACACCACCUUUGGUCUGACGGUCUCACGACGAAACUCCACAGGCCUUGUGAUCCUCAGGCUCAACCUUUUGGGCAGGAGCUGGGUGCUUCGUCCUGACGGAGUGGACAGGUUCAUGUGCCUUGUCCGGGCUCAGGGCCUCCGUGACGAUCAGGUCGUCUUCCCAACUGUGAGCGGAGGACCCUCUUCUCAGGAGCCCCCCGAGCUGGCUUUGGAGCAGCAGCUGGUGGCCAAGGUGGCCCAACGGCCCCUCCCCCAAGCCGUCCUGGCGCCACUGGUGAACUUGGAGCUGUGCACUUCAUCCCACGUCACUGAGCUGCUACGGCGUCUGCUGGAGUCUGGAGGCCACCUCACUCCCCUCGCGUCUCCACGGCUGAGCAGCCUCCGGUCAUUGGCGCUCCGACGCGCACUGGUGUACACGGUUCUGUGCCUGCCUGCCUUCCGGUCCGGGGUAUGUACGCAGGAGCGGGUCCGCUGGGUCACGUGCUGGUUCCACAGUUUGCUUUCGGAGGAACUGGCCCACUGCCGUCCACAGCAGGUGCGCCACGGCGCCUUUUACCAGCAACGCUGA
This is a messenger RNA of Orycteropus afer afer, 1074 nucleotides long. The record is from RefSeq and is a predicted model, not a curated record. Lineage: Eukaryota; Metazoa; Chordata; Mammalia; Tubulidentata; Orycteropodidae.